Messenger RNA from Morone saxatilis (striped sea-bass), 2756 nucleotides. RefSeq names its product mitogen-activated protein kinase kinase kinase 20-like. Gene Ontology annotation, molecular function: protein kinase activity; ATP binding. Lineage: Eukaryota; Metazoa; Chordata; Actinopteri; Moronidae. Gene Ontology annotation, cellular component: cytoplasm. The transcript has 11 exons. Bases 266 to 2233 code for a protein of 655 amino acids. Gene Ontology annotation, biological process: protein phosphorylation. The record is from RefSeq and is a predicted model, not a curated record.
ACUCACAGGGAGCAAACUUCUCUCUCUCUUUCCAACACUUUCUAGUUUCUUCUCUCUGACUAUCCGUUCUGCUGACUGACAACAUCCACUCCGACCCUGUGGAGGAAACCACUCUGCCUCUCUUCAUUUCUUACCCUUCACGCGUGUUCUGUGGUGAUUCGUGACUUGUAUACUUUUGGGGCAGCGUGGUAGUUGAGCGUGCACGCUUUUUGGGCUGUGUGUGUGUGUAUAUGUGUGUGUUUGUGUGCGUGUGAGUCAGUAUGCCAUGUCGUCCCCUGGCUCGUCGUUUGUGCAGAUAAAGCAUGAGGACCUGCUCUUCUAUGAGAACUGUGGAGGAGGCAGCUUUGGGAGUGUCUACAGAGCCCUCUGGAUUUCCCAGGACAAGGAAGUGGCUGUGAAGAAGCUUCUGAAGAUUGACAAAGAGGCUGAGAUUCUUAGUGUUCUGAGUCAUAAGAACAUCAUUCAGUUUUAUGGAGCCGUGCUGGAAUCCCCCAACUAUGGCAUUGUCACAGAAUAUGCUAGUGGAGGGUCUCUGUAUGAGUACCUUUCCAGCGAGCAGAGUGAGGAGAUGGACAUGGAGCAGAUCAUGACAUGGGCCAUACAGAUAGCCAAAGGGAUGCAUUACCUCCAUGCAGAAGCUCCAGUCAAAGUCAUUCACAGAGACCUCAAGUCACGCAAUGUGGUAAUGACAGCAGACAAAGUGCUGAAGAUUUGUGACUUCGGGGCGUCUAAGUUCCUUUCCCAUACUACCCAUAUGACGGUGGUGGGCACUUUUCCCUGGAUGGCCCCUGAAGUCAUUCAGAGCCUGCCUGUCUCCGAGACCUGUGACACCUACUCCUAUGGUGUGGUGCUGUGGGAGAUGCUGACUCGGGAGGUUCCUUUCAAAGGUUUUGAGGGGCUGCAGGUUGCGUGGCUGGUGGUGGAAAAACAAGAGAGGCUGACCAUCCCCACCAGCUGUCCAGCAAGUUUUGCAGAGCUGAUGAGGAAAUGUUGGCAAGCAGAACCAAAGGAGCGUCCACAGUUCAAACAGGUGCUGGUAACCCUGGAGACCAUGGCCAACGACAGCAGGCUACCGGACCAGUGUAACUCCUUCCUACAUAACAAGGACCAGUGGAGGUGUGAAAUUGAGUCGACCCUGGAGCGCCUUCGGAAGCUGGAGAGGGAGCUUUACUCCAAAGAGAAGGAGCUGGAGGAGAGAGAGAGGAGGCUCAGACUGUGGGAGGAGAGGCUGAUGGAGAGGUCCAACAUGACUCCCAGCCCAACCUCCCUACUCAUGGAGCGGUCAAACAUCUCACCAUUCUUCACACCAAUGUCCAUCGGUUCCACUGGCUCCUUCUUCCGCUCGCACUCUCAGGACUCCAACAGUGCAGGGGUCAGCAGUGCUGGCGUCAGCAGCGCUGGCGUUAGCUGUCUCCUGCGCACCCUCAGCAACGGAGACACGGAGAGGGGGAGCAGCGCGGCGCUGGAGAGGGGGAUGGGUUCACUCGACAGCGGGAGGCUGCACGCCAUGCUCCGAGGGUUGCAGGGCAGGUUCGGAGAGGAAGAUGAGGAAGAGGAAGGAACUGUGGAGGAUAAAAGCUGGGGGCAGAGGGAGAGAGAUGAUAGUGGGAGUAUGGAGGGAGGAAGAGUGCAGGUGACACUCAGGAGCUUCCCGGGCGGUGUGGUGGAGAGGGAGGAGAGGACAUGGGAGGAGGGCGAUAGGGAGAGAGGUGGGAUGCAGAGGAGCAGGGUCACCACCAUAGUCCGAGGGUACUCAGGUGGGUUUGGAGAAGCAGAAGGGGAGAGGGAGAAGGAGGCAGGAUGGGAGAUAGAGAAGUUGGGGGACAGGCUAGAUGAGAGAGGGAUGGAGGGAGGUAUAGAAGGAGGGAGGCUCCCGACCAUGUUCAAGGGUCUCCACGGGAGUUUGGGGGGCUUGGGGGACAUGCUGUCCUUAGACAUGAAUGAGAUGGGGGAGAUGGAGAGACUAGGAGACAUGGACAUGAACAUGGGUGACCUGGGAGUGAUGAAAGUCGUAGGUCACGGUGUCAGGAGUGAGGUGGGGGUCAGGGAGGCCAUCAGCCAAAAGAUUAGAGGUGAAGUAGGGGUCAUAGGUCACUCAGGGGUGCAGGUGAGCAUGCGGUCUUCAUCCAAUCAGAACUCUGUGAAGAGCUGCAGCGUGCGACAUGGAACCAAGAUCAACAUGGCUACUGCUGCCAUGGACAUGAUGGAGCUUGAUUGGUCUGACAGUGACUAGGAAACACACACGCACAGAAAACACACAGAAAAUCACACAGAGGCCAAACUAGAAAGAUUUUGACUUGUUAGCACAUAAAGUAUCUGAGCUACAGUAUGUGCAUUAGGAUCUCCAGUUGAAAAAGAGCUGGUAUACACACAUUUCUUUUGUUAAUUUUUUUUUUAUUGAAUGGAUGAAUACUACACCCAAGUGUACUGUGAAGUAGGAAGGAGCAAAAAGACAAUUAAGAGGUUGUCUUUGUCACGUUGUCAGAAUGACUUCACCUGUGUAAUUUAAUGUGCUAUUAAAACUGCUGUAUAACAUACUGUAGGAGGUACAAGUGUGACAAAUGACACACUUGAAUGCCGCUCUAAUGAGUCUCGUAUUUUUUUUCCUGCUUAUAGAGAAUCUUGUAGUUCAUAGAUUUGAUUUGUUCAAAACAAGCUUUGACUUUAUCAGUUCUAACUGUGAUCUAGUGUGUGAAUUUUUGGCAUUUCUUUCUGUAUAUUUUAUCAUUUUUCAAUAAAAAGAAAAGAAACCUUGA